This is a messenger RNA of Pseudopipra pipra, 1059 nucleotides long. It is a transcript of the gene RTRAF, whose product is annotated as RNA transcription, translation and transport factor. Gene Ontology annotation, cellular component: tRNA-splicing ligase complex. Gene Ontology annotation, biological process: tRNA splicing, via endonucleolytic cleavage and ligation. Bases 130 to 864 code for a protein of 244 amino acids. The record is from RefSeq and is a predicted model, not a curated record. The transcript has 8 exons. NCBI's taxonomy places the organism in Eukaryota, Metazoa, Chordata, Aves, Passeriformes, Pipridae. Gene Ontology annotation, molecular function: RNA binding.
GGGCGCUUCCUUCGCUCGGGCCCGUCACGUCGGCGCGGCCUGAGCGGGGGAGGCGGGAUCGGCACCGGCACCACCGGGAUCGGGAUCACCGGGAUCGGGAUCACCGGGAUCACCCGGAUCACCGGGACCAUGUUCCGCCGCAAGCUCUCGGCGCUCGACUACCACAAUCCCGCCGGGUUCAACUGCAGGGAUGAAACAGAAUUCAGGAACUUUAUUGUCUGGCUGGAAGACCAGAAAAUCAGACACUACAAGAUUGAAGACCGAGGGAAUUUGAGGAACAUCCACAGUGAUGACUGGCCCAAAUCCUUUGAGAAGUACAUGAAGGACGUGAACUGUCCCUUCAAAAUACAGGAACGACAAGAAACAGUGGAUUGGCUUCUUGGCUUGGCUGUUAGGCUGGAGUAUGGAGACAAUGCUGAUAAAUAUAAGGAUUCUACCCCUGAUGGUGCUAAAAACACUGACAACACAGCCAAAAAUGCAGAGCCACUGAUCAACCUGGAUGUGAAUAAUCCUGAUUUCAAGGCUGGAGUGAUGGCUUUGGCUAAUCUGCUUCAGAUCCAGCGCCACGAUGAUUAUUUGGUGAUGCUCAAGGCAAUUCGCAUUUUGGUUCAGGAGCGUUUGACGCAGGACGCCAUUGCCAAGGCCAGUCAGUCCAAGGAGGGUCUGCCUGUUGCUCUGGAAAAGCACAUUCUUGGAUUUGACACGGGAGAUGCUGUUAUCAACGAGGCUGCCCAGAUCCUCCGCCUGCUGCACAUAGAGGAGCUCCGGGAGCUGCAGACCAAGAUUAACGAAGCCAUCGUUGCUGUCCAGGCCAUUAUCGCUGAUCCCAAGACUGACCACAGACUGGGGAAAGUUGGGAGAUGAAGGGAUAAAGGCUUCCAGCCCUGUGUGUGUGCUUAGUGCAAGUAGGAACCACCUCCAGCCCCGUACUCCGGCAUGCGGCUUGAAACGGGAUUGUUUCACUGUUUGGAAAGAAAACAGGAAAUUGAAUUCUGACUUCUAAUGAAUUGUCUUUUUUUUUUUUUCUUUAAAUAAAUGAGAUUGGGGAAAACAGACAAA